AUGGCUGUCAUCACUGUUGACAUUGUUUCCGACACAAUAUGCCCAUGGUGCUUCAUCGGCUACAAAGAUCUUCAGAAGGCGAUCAAUUUGUACAAGAAGACGAUUCCUGGGGGAUCAAAGGAUGAGAUCGAUAUCAACUGGAAACCCUUCUUCUUGGACCAGGAAGCACCAAAAGAGAGCAUUCGAAUGGGAGAUCGAAUGCUGAAACGCAUGACUCCCCAGCAAGUUGCUGCUGCGCAGCAGCGACUGAGACGUGUCGGACAAGCAGCAGGCAUCAGACUCUCCUUCGACGGGUACAUUGGGAGUUCUCGGCUAUCACACCAGCUAAUCUAUGUGGCAAGGAUGAAAAAAGGAUCUGCGAUGCAGAGCAGAGUGACGGAAACGAUCUUCGAGUACCAGUUCGAACGGGGAGCAGAUCUCAGUCGACUAGGAACAGUGCUUGAGGUGGCAGUCGAAGCCGGUCUCGAUAAGGAUGAAGUUCAGGGCUGGUUUGAGGAUGGUCUUGGGCUGUUGGAGGUAGAAAAGGAAGCCCAAGAGCAAAGGGAGAAUGGGAUACAGAGUGUCCCACAUUUCAUUAUUGGACAACAUCAUGUCGAUGGUGCGGUGGACAUUGGAGCCUUCUUGGAGAUGCUUGGAGAAGCAAAACAAGACAAAAAGCAAGAGUGA
Molecule: messenger RNA, 666 nt
Organism: Penicilliopsis zonata CBS 506.65
Lineage: Eukaryota; Fungi; Ascomycota; Eurotiomycetes; Eurotiales; Aspergillaceae
Exons: 3
Coding region: 1-666 (221 amino acids)
Molecular function (GO): oxidoreductase activity
Source: RefSeq, a predicted model, not a curated record